AUGCCUAAGAAAGCUGUUUUAAAACAAAAUUCACAUAUAUCAAAAAAAGAUACUGCAUCUUUAAGCAAAAAAGCACUUACACCCUCAGAUAAAAAAAAUACAUCUUCAAUCAAGAAUAAAAGAACUCAUAAUGAUCAAAACAAAAUUAGCGAGAGUCGUGAAUUUAAAGACUUUGAUAAUGAUGACUCUGUCAAUUUUAAUAAAGUACUUACGAGCAGCAAUACCAAAAACUCUCGAAUGCAAUACUCAAAUUCUCACUGCAAAACACUCUUAUUCGAAUCAGAUUAUAAAGUAGCAGCAUAUGUUGCUGAACAACCAGAACUUUUAAAAAUUGUAAAUCAAAUGGCUUAUUAUGAUGGUCUUAAAAUGUCAGACAAUGAAGAAAAAACUAUG
Molecule: messenger RNA, 393 nt
Organism: Cetraspora pellucida
Lineage: Eukaryota; Fungi; Glomeromycota; Glomeromycetes; Diversisporales; Gigasporaceae
Source: the annotation of a GenBank genome assembly